AAAUUCGGCUUUGAGCCGUCUUGAAUGUAAAUAUUGUCCUUUUAACAAAAUCAUUUUUAUUUCUGUUUCUCGUAAGUAAAAUUUUUCUUGGAUACUAAAUAUUUAUUUAUUAUUUGGAUUUUUGGCUUUUAAAGUCAAGCCGAAUACUUUAAAAAUAUGGGUAACAUGAUGGAACCAGACCUUCCGAAACCAGAACCUGCUUAUGAACCGAAAUUUGACCCAAUGUUGGGCUUUCCAAAUGGUAGAAAAGAAAGAACUGUGAAAACCACAAAGGAAGAAAUGGAAUCAGCUGCCAUUCCUCCACAUCUAAGAGAUUACUGUAUAGAUGAUUACAUGCAAUUUUUGAAAUGUAGACAAGAUCGUUUCCCCUUUGUAUAUAAAUGCAAGCAUGAACUACAUAAUUACCAUAACUGUGAAUUUGAAGACUUUGUUCUAAGAAUGAAGGAAUAUGAAAGAGAAGCAAGGUUGAAUAAGCUUGUAGAAAGCAAACAGGGUGCUUAAUAAUUUGAUAUGUAACUCUUAUGUUUAUGUUCUUUAAAAAGAUGCUUAGUUAAUACACUGUUGAUUUCACUUUCGAAAAUAAACUCUUUAGAAACUGAA
Molecule: messenger RNA, 600 nt
Organism: Argiope bruennichi
Lineage: Eukaryota; Metazoa; Arthropoda; Arachnida; Araneae; Araneidae
Gene: ND-B18
Product: NADH dehydrogenase [ubiquinone] 1 beta subcomplex subunit 7-like
Exons: 3
Coding region: 157-501 (114 amino acids)
Cellular component (GO): mitochondrion
Source: RefSeq, a predicted model, not a curated record